CCUCAGACACGUCCACACAUCUGGAGUACAGACAGGACGUACAGUUCACAUCACAAAGCAGCAGCAGCAGCAGCAGCAGCAGCUCCACAGACGGAGCACGAUGGAGGUCAAGGUGUCUGUGGACGGGAUUCCUCGUGUGGUGUGUGGCGUUACACGGGAAACAACGUGCCAAGAGGUGGUUCUGGCGUUGGCUCAAGCCCUGGGUCAACCUGGACGCUACAACUUACGGGAGAAAUUUAAGGAGUUUGAACGUUGCAUGACGCCCGACGAACGCCUUCUGGAGACCCUGGAGAGGUACGGUGAGCAGGCCAAGGAGGUCCAGCUCAUCCUGUUCCACAAUGGACCCUCCACCUGGGAUGACAUGAGCAGAGCCAAAGUCGGAAGAUACCAAGCCUGCCCGCCGCUGAGGAGAAAAGACGCCGGUGGUAGGAUGCGGCGGGGGAGCAGCUCGCUGAGUUUGCAUCGGCAAAGCUUGCCACCACUGUCCUGCACAGGAGAGGUUGAGAAGAAGCAAGAGGAUGUGAAAAGGCCUAAAAGGAAGUCUCUGACGCUCAUGGAGGAGGCCUGGGAAUGGCUGGAAAGUCUCGGAAAAGGCAGGGUUUACAGCACUGCCUGUGACAAGGACAGCGGGAAGAAGACGGAUAAAAAGAAUCGCAUCUCUUUGGAUGUCCAUCUCGCCGUUGACAAGGAUAAGUCUGGUCGGAGCAGCAGAGGCAAAGCCAGAGGUCAGAAGAGUGUCAAGUCGGAUUUGGACCAUCAAACGUCGUGUUGCAUGGGCAAUCAAACCAGGAGCAAAGAAGGCAAACACUCCAAGAAAGCUCAGGAGGGAGAGUCUGAGCUGCACGGUUUGAGCAGCGACGGAACCGAAGCGGAGAAGAAUCAACUUCGAGAAACUAUAAUCUGUCAGCUCGUGUGUUUGCAGAACUUACAGUCUCAGAUAGCACAAGUCGACAGAGAGAUCUCAGAGCUGGAGGGAAAACAGAGGGCACGGCGGGGCGAACAGGAGGCUCGAGAGAGGGCAGCUGAGGAGGAGACAGAGCAGAUACAGUUUUGGGAAAAUGAACUGAAGGCAGAGGAAGGUUAUGAGAAAGACUUGCAGGGUCAGUUCCUCGAGAUGAGAGCGAAGGCUGUGGAGUGUAAGAUGAAAUUGGAAGAGUACAAGCACAAAAUGCAAGGGUUCGAUUUCCUAGGUGGUCUAAAUGUUUCCCGCGACGAUUGUGAGAUGGAUUCUGGAGAUGGUGCAGAGCCUCCCACUGAGACUUCAGCCAUUUCACCCCAGGAUAUAAACCUGCAACAAUCUGAUCCAGAGGGGAGUGUGAAUGUAAACAGGGCCUUCCUGCCCAGGGAGGAUUUCAGCCCUCCUCACGCUCUAGUUGCGCCCAGCCAGAUCAAGGAGCGGCGGCCCACGGGACCCACAGAGCUGAGGGAGUGGUGGACGCGCUGGUCCGAGGCCCACAGCUCUCAGUCACAGGCUGAAAAAGUCAUCCACCGCUCCGAACUCACCAUUUAUCUGGGAAGUACCAAAGUUUAGGAGUGAGGGCUCACUGACAGGAACAUGGUGCCAGAUGGUGACACGGUGGUAAGCCCUCUCAGCUCAUAGCAAGCAGGUCAGAUUUGGAUUCGGGCCUUUCCUUUUAGUGCAGUUUGUUUUACCCUGCACUUUAGAGGAAGUUCCUGCAAUUUUAAAAAACACGUAUAUGAGGUAUCUUUAUGAUCUCCGGUUUUCUGGCAGCUAAGAUGGAUGAAUGAAUAAAUGUGAGCUUGAGGUGCCCACAUGCUGGAGGUUUGGAAUGUGAAGGCCUGGUGACCACUUCAGACUUAAUACUGUUUGUAUGAAGAAAACACUUUCAAGUCUCAUUAGAAUUGGAUUUGGACAUUUUUGAACACUUCGGUAGUCCUUGGUCUGCAUGGGCUAAAGUAUGAAGCAGCUGUAGCUCGUUGCCACAGUUUCUAUAGUUUCAUCUGUGCAUAGGCAUUUUUUUUUUCUAUGUGUUGCUGUUUUACAGUGAGACUAAACAUGUUUCUCAUUUCCUUCAUGUCAACACUUGUUUUGAAACCAUAAAUAAAGCAAAAACUUUGAAAUGA
Molecule: messenger RNA, 2085 nt
Organism: Salarias fasciatus (jewelled blenny)
Lineage: Eukaryota; Metazoa; Chordata; Actinopteri; Blenniiformes; Blenniidae
Gene: rassf11
Product: Ras association domain family member 11
Exons: 3
Coding region: 101-1531 (476 amino acids)
Biological process (GO): signal transduction
Source: RefSeq, a predicted model, not a curated record